AUGGCUCAUGUAGAGAAGGUGACGAUUCUUGGGUCCGAUUCCAUCCAUGUUGGUUACGGAAUUCAGGACCACAUCGUCAAAGAAACUCUCCAGAACUUGGCCACAUCCACCUAUGUCAUAAUCACAGAUGAGAACAUGGAGAAGACAGCUCCAUUCCGAAAAUUGAAGGCUUCUUUCGAAGCUCAGAUCAAGGAGGAGAGACCAAAUUCAAGACUUCUUUCCUAUGCCGUCUCUCCUGGUGAGAACAACAAGUCCAGAGACACGAAGGCCAAAGUGGAGGAUUUUCUUUUGUUGAAUGGAUGCACUAGAGAUACAGUGAUUCUUGCUGUGGGCGGUGGUGUUGUGGGUGAUAUGAUUGGGUUUGUUGCUGCCACGUUCAUGAGAGGCGUACGUGUGGUGCAGGUGCCUACAACGUUGCUUGCAAUGGUUGAUAGUUCUGUUGGUGGUAAGACUGCCAUUGACACACCUUUGGGUAAGAACUUCAUUGGCGCCUUCCACCAACCAAAGUAUGUGUUUGUGGAUGUUUCAUUCUUGGAAACAUUGCCUACAAGACAAUUCAUCAACGGUAUGGCUGAGGUUGUGAAAACAGCUGCAAUUUGGGAUGAAGCAGAAUUCACCAGACUCGAGAAUUUCGCCUCGACUUUCAUUAAUGUUGUGACUUCGGAUUCCAUCGAUCUUGCUGAGAUCAAAACUGACUUGGUAAAGACGGUAUUGGGCCUGAUCAGAGUGAAGGCAGAGGUGGUGUCCAAAGAUGAGAAGGAAUCGAGCUUGAGAAACUUGCUCAACUUUGGCCACACCAUUGGACAUGCCAUUGAGGCCAUUGUAACUCCUCAGGCUCUCCACGGUGAGUGUGUGUCCAUUGGUAUGGUUCUUGAGGCCGAAUUAUCCAGAUACUGGGGAAUCCUUAGUCCUGUUGGUGUAGCAAGACUCAUUAAGUGUCUCAAUGCAUACAACCUUCCAACAUCACUCGACGACAAGACAUUUCUUCUGAAUGUUGGCUUCAAAAGGCAUCUAGUGGUCGUUGACAGUGUUUUGAAAAAGAUGGCUGUGGACAAGAAGAAUGAUGGAUCCAAAAUCAGAACAGUCAUCCUUGAAGCGAUCGGAAAAUGCUACCAGUGGAAAGCACAUGAGGUUUCUCGUGAAGAUCUCAGGUUUGUUCUCACUGAUGAAACCCUUGUGAAACCUUUCAACCCGGAAACUACUCCCGCUACGAAUACAGUGAUCCCUCCCGGGUCCAAAUCUAUCUCUAACAGAGCGUUAAUUUUAGCUGCGCUUGGUCUUGGAACGGUGAAGAUCAAGAACUUGUUGCACUCGGAUGACACCAAGCAUAUGUUAAGUGCGGUUUCAGCUUUGAAGGGGGCUGAUAUUCGCACUGAAGAUAAUGGUGAAACCAUUGUGGUGACCGGUAACGGUGGGAAUUUGAAAACUUGUGACGAACAAAUCUACUUGGGUAACGCCGGAACCGCCUCUAGAUUUUUGACCACAGUUGCUGCUUUAGUAAAUUUGAACACAGACUCUGGUGAUCAUACAAUCUUGACUGGUAAUGCCAGAAUGCAAGAGAGACCUGUUGGGCCAUUAGUCGAUGCGUUGAGAAGCAACGGCUCCGAUAUUGAAUACCUAAACAAUGAGGGCUCCUUACCUCUAAAGAUCAAGGCAGGUAAAGGCCUCAAAGGUGGCAGAAUUGAACUUGCUGCUACCAUAUCCUCGCAGUACGUUUCGUCCAUCUUAAUGUGCGCUCCAUACGCUGAUAACGAAGUGACGUUGGCACUUGUUGGCGGAAAACCAAUAUCACAAUUGUACAUAGACAUGACUAUCUCCAUGAUGAAAUCAUUUGGCAUUAACGUUGUGAAGUCGACGACAGAGGAACACACUUACCAUAUACCUAAAGGUGUUUACAAGAACCCUGAGGUUUACGAGAUAGAAUCUGAUGCGUCUUCAGCGACAUAUCCAUUGGCUUUUGCAGCUAUGACUGGUACAUCAUGCACUGUUCCCAACAUCGGGUCAUCUUCUUUGCAGGGUGAUGCCAGAUUUGCUGUGGAUGUUUUGAAGCCAAUGGGUUGCAUUGUCGAGCAGACUUCCACGUCAACUACUGUUAAGGGACCAAAAAGAGGUACUCUUAAGCCUUUGAAGCACGUUGAUAUGGAGCCAAUGACAGACGCUUUCCUAACUGCUUCAGUUGUUGCGGCUAUUGCAAAUGACUCAACGCCUACCCAGAUUACUGGUAUCGCGAAUCAGAGGGUGAAGGAAUGUAACAGAAUCAAGGCCAUGGUUGAUGAAUUGGCCAAGUUUGGCGUGACUGCUAAUGAAUUGCCCGAUGGUAUCGAGAUUUACGGAGUGGAUUACAAGAAUUUGAAGGCACCGCUGGCUGAGACUGGCGGAGUCAAGACUUAUGAUGACCACAGGGUCGCUAUGUCGUUCUCUUUGCUUGCUGGAAUGUGCUCUGAGUCUGUCUUGAUUACCGAAAGAUCAUGCACAGGCAAAACAUGGCCAGGGUGGUGGGAUGUUUUGCAUACCAAUUUUGGUGUCGAUCUCGAUGGAUUCGAACCACCAAGAGAUUUGAAUGAUAUAAGUCUCCUUGCUAACACCGCUAAGAAUGGUGAUAAGUCUAUAAUUGUUAUUGGCAUGAGAGCCGCGGGUAAGUCCACAGUGAGUCGCUGGAUGGCUGAGCUACUCGGUUUUGAUCUCAUUGAUGCGGAUUCGGUCUUUGAGGAGGAGCAUGGUGAUAUCAGGGACUUCAUCAAGAACGAAAGUUGGCAAAAGUUCCGCGAGAUUGAAGCCAACCUUCUUAAGAAAAUUUUAAGUGAAAAGCCAACUGGCCAUGUUAUUUCAACUGGAGGCGGUGUUGUUGAAAGUGAGGAAUGUAGAGCGCUUUUAAAAAAUCACAAGAAGACCGGAAUCGUUCUUCACUUGCAUCGUGAUCUAGAUGAGACGAUCGUUUUCUUGAAUUCAGAUGCUACAAGACCAGCGUACGUCAGUGAAGUCAAGGACGUUUGGCAAAGAAGGGAGAAAUGGUAUCAUGAGUGCUCGAACUACUUAUUCUAUUCAGCUCACUGUUCGACGGACAACGAAUUUCAAAAGUUAAGGCAAUCUUUCGCUAACUUCAUCAAGACGAUCACCGGCCUCGAAACUUUCAAAAUCCCUAGGGAUAGGACAUUUGCUGCUAAUCUCAAGCUUGAAAGCUAUGAUGGCAUCGUUGAAGCUUUGGAGGAUAUCACCGCUGCUUGCUCUGCUGUCGAAAUUAGAGUUGAUUUGUUGAAGGAUCAAACUUCAAGCUUCGUUGCUGAACAAGUCGCUUUACUUAGAAAACAUAUCAGCUUGCCAAUCAUCUUUACUGUUCGUACUAGAAGUCAAGGUGGAUCAUUCCCCGAUGAAGACCUCGAAACGUAUCAGGAAUUGACUGCGUUAGCCAUUAAACUCGGAGUUGAGUUCUUGGAUUUGCAAUUGAACAUCCCUACAGUUGUCACCAAGAAAAUUUUUGAAAAGAAGGGCUUCACAAAAAUAGUUGCGACUUAUGUUGACAUACAUGGCAAAGAGAGAUGGGAUGAACCAGCUUGGGAUAAUAGAUACAAUGCUGCGUUUAGCUUGAAUGCAGAUGUCAUCAGAUUGAUUGGAACUGCUGUGAACUUCCAGGAGAACAUUUUGUUGGAGAACUUCAGAGCUAGUCAUCAGAACACCCCGCUCAUUGCAUACAACCUCGGAGAGCAAGGAAAGUUAUCAAAGAUGUUGAAUACGAUUUUUACGCCUGUCACAAGCGAGCUUAUGCCCGGCAAUGCUUCCCAAGAAGAGGUCACCGUUGCUGAGAUCAAUUCCUCUUUGACUCUGGUGGGUAUCUUGAAUAGAAAGCAGUUCAAUGUUGUGGGUUCGCCCAUUGAGCACUCGCGUUCUCCAGAUUUACAUGGUUCUGCUUACGAAGCAUUGAGCCUACCAUACAAAUUUGGUAGAUUCGAGAGUAGCAACGCCGAGGAGGUGUACAACGAGUUGAUGAAGAAACCAGACUUUGGAGGAUUGGCUGUUACUAUGCCAUUGAAGCUUGAUAUCAUGAAGUUCAUUGACGAAUUCUCUGACGCUGCUAAACUUAUCGGCGCGGUGAAUACCGUGGUUCCACUUAAGGGUCAACCUAAUAAGUUUUUUGGUGAUAACACGGACUGGUAUGGAAUCACCAAGUCUUUCAGCAGAAACGGCGUUCCAUCUAUUGAAAACUCUAGUGUCAAUGGAUUGGUGAUUGGAGGUGGUGGUACAGCCAGGGCAGCUGCGUAUGCUUUGCAUCAAUUGGGAUGUGCCAAAAUCUAUAUGAUCAACCGGACUGCUUCUAAAUUGCAUGAUAUCGUGAGCCUCUUGCCUCAAGAAUACAACGUCGAGGUUUUGGAGAUGCAAGAACAAGUUGCAGCUGCCGAGCCAGUUUCGGUGGCAGUGUCUUGUGUUGCUGCCGACAAGCCAUUGGAUGAAAACCUCUUAGAUAGUGUGGAAAGCUUACUACAACGCGGUGCAAAAGCCAAGAAGGGGGGCUUCAACCCUACUCUUCUAGAUGCUGUGUACAAGCCAAGAGUGACCCCAAUGAUGCGGAUUGCCCAAGAGAAGUACCAAUGGACGGUUGUUCCUGGGGUUGAAAUGUUGGUGAAUCAAGGAGAGAGACAAUUUCAGGUUCAUACCGGUCUCACUCCCCCUUACAAAAUCAUUCACACGGCUGUUGUACAAGAGUAG
Candidozyma auris is the source of this 4701-nucleotide messenger RNA. It is a transcript of the gene ARO1, whose product is annotated as pentafunctional protein ARO1p. Lineage: Eukaryota; Fungi; Ascomycota; Pichiomycetes; Serinales; Metschnikowiaceae. The record is from RefSeq and is a predicted model, not a curated record. Gene Ontology annotation, cellular component: cytoplasm. The transcript has a single exon. Gene Ontology annotation, molecular function: 3-phosphoshikimate 1-carboxyvinyltransferase activity; shikimate kinase activity; 3-dehydroquinate dehydratase activity. Bases 1 to 4701 code for a protein of 1566 amino acids. Gene Ontology annotation, biological process: aromatic amino acid biosynthetic process; chorismate biosynthetic process.